This is a messenger RNA of Dovyalis caffra, 525 nucleotides long. Lineage: Eukaryota; Viridiplantae; Streptophyta; Magnoliopsida; Malpighiales; Salicaceae. The record is from the annotation of a GenBank genome assembly.
AUGGAUGUUAUGAUAAUGGUUAUGGUAGUUGUGGAGAAGGCUAGUAUGGGUGAUGAUGGUGGUGAGAAGAAAAAUAGUUAUAGUGGUGUGAGUAUUGGUGAAGUUCGAGCAAUGAAAGAGAGGGAUAAUGCGAUAGCUAGCUUUGGUGAUAAUUUUGCAAUGACUGGUAGUAAGUUGGAUGAUUGGGUUAUGGUUACCAUAAGGUGGUUUGGUGGGAGUUAUGUGUUUGGCCCGGAGAAUGGGUCAUGGUUGGUGAGUUUUAGGGCUGCAAUGAGAAUGUUGGUUGAUGUGUUUGGGUGGCGGGCGUUAAAUAAGAGACGUUGCUUGCCGGGUAAUGGUAAUGCAUUAACACGGCAAAUUAAAGAAGCCAAGACCAAACUCAGAUGUGACCUGUUGAGGAAGGAGGAGGGCCUUCAUAUUGUGAUCGCGGAAACGAGCAUUAACAGUUUAGCACAUGGUUGUGGUACUGGUGGCCCUAGGACAUUGUCUACCCAAUUGAAACUGAUUUUGAUGUGUGCAAAUUGA